Molecule: messenger RNA, 2322 nt
Organism: Sorex araneus (European shrew)
Lineage: Eukaryota; Metazoa; Chordata; Mammalia; Eulipotyphla; Soricidae
Gene: SYPL1
Product: synaptophysin like 1
Exons: 6
Coding region: 1-777 (258 amino acids)
Cellular component (GO): synaptic vesicle; synaptic vesicle membrane
Source: RefSeq, a predicted model, not a curated record
AUGGCGUCCAACAUCUACUUAGUCCGCCAGCGCCUCAGCAGGCUCGGCCAGAGGAUGUCCUCCUUCCAGCUCAACCUCAGCCCGCUCAAGGAGCCGCUGGGCUUCAUCAAGGUUCUCGAGUGGGUUGCUUCUAUCUUUUCUUUUGCCACAUGUGGAGGUUUUAAGGGAAAAACAAGUAUUGUAGUUUCUUGUCCUAAAGAAAAUCAAAAUCAUACGGUUACAGCGGAUUUUGGUUAUCCAUUCAGGUUGAAUCAGGCAUCAUUUCAGUCAUCUUCGCAACAAAAUGUGUGUCAAGUAGACUGGAGUAAAUAUGUCCUUAUUGGAGAUUAUGCUUCUUCUGCACAAUUCUAUGUUACAUUUGCAGUCUUCGUCUUCCUAUACUGCAUUGCUGCUCUUCUGCUUUAUCUCGGUUAUACAAACAUGUAUCGGGAUAGUCGAAAGCUUCCCAUGAUUGACUUUAUCAUUACUCUUGUGGCGACUUUUUUGUGGCUGGUGAGCACCUCAGCCUGGGCUAAAGCUCUUACAGAUAUUAAAAUCGCUACUGGCCACAAUAUUGUCGAGGAACUUGACCCAUGUAUUGGUCAAUCUGUGAAGUGUUCUUUUGGCUCUGUGUCUAGUAUGGGAUCCCUAAAUGUAUCUGUGAUCUGUGGAUUUCUGAAUAUGAUACUUUGGGGAGGAAAUGCAUGGUUUGUGUACAAGGAGACCAACUUACACAGUCCAUCAGAUGCAGCUGCUUCCCAAAGCCAAGGAGGUGUCCCACCUCCCGCCGGAGUCUAAUGCAAGGGAGAAAUACACUGGAUGAGAAAUAUGUCUGUACUAUUGACCUGUUGCCAACAUCUUGAAAACCAUUAUUUGUUCCUAAUAAAGUAAUGGCUCUUUCAAUAAAUUGGUGGGUUAAAAUUUUGCUGCUUUUUUACAUAAAGCCUGUGCCUUUCCUAAAAAUUAAAGAUGUAAAUGUAUUCUCACAUGUAAAAUUCAGGGUCUGUUAUGAGGUGAUACAUAAUUUUAAAUGAAUGGUAAUUUCUUCACUAAGUUGUUUGCCUUCCAAAGUGUUUACACCUUAGCCUUAACAUGUACCUUCACUCAGAACAGAAUUAUAUUGUCAUAUCAUAAUAGGAAGAAAAUCGCUAUUUGGUAUAUACACUACUGUAAGCUUGUACAGAUCAUAUACUUAAGACCUAUCUUUGUUUAAGAAAGCCUUAAUUAUAGAAGACAUAUUUAGGAGAAAAAAAGCAUAAUUCGGACUUUAUAUCUGAGCAUUGUUUAUGUUACAAUUUUUUUUUUAAUUGCAAACACUGGGUGUAUGUUUUAUUGCUGUUUUUCUAAAUGACCUAUAGUACCGAUGGUGUACUAAAAUUGUUCGGGGAGUGGAGUUUGGAAAUUUCUAAUAGAUGUACAGUUGAUUUAGUACUUCUGUUGCAUGAGAUUCCAUUAUGUUGGUUUUGCUGCAUAAGUAGAACAUGUUCCAAGUAGAUCUUUGACAUGUAUGGGCAUUACUCUGAAUGAUGUUUGCUGUCCUUUGUUGCUCCUGCUACAUAAAGGCAGGCUGAAAUCUGGUCUUGCAGAUAGAGGAAAAUGAUCCAACAUUUUUUGUUUUUAGGUCCUGUUGGUAGGGUUAAAAAAAAAAAUAUGGGCUUGCUCUUCCUAGCUUGUGUUCUCCCUUGAACACCUCUUUCUCUUUCUCUCUCUCUUUCGCUUUCUCUUUCUCUUUCUUUCUCUUCCUCUCCCUCUCUCUCUCUCUCUCUCUCUCCCCCCCCCCUCUCCCACUUCCCCCCUUGUUUUCACUCUGGAGAAGCCUGUGUUUGCUCUUGAACUCAGAUGUAUUCCUCUUUCUCUCCCCUCACAUCUUUCUAAUUCAUUCAAUAAAAACUACCUUCUUGCUUCACUAAAAAAAAAUAGAAGAAAGAAAUUAUGAUUGUCUUCUACUUUUGAACAUGAAUCAGCAUUUAAAUUCAGUGACGUUGCUAUUUUGAGUUAGCAUUGAUAUUGUGGAAAUGAGAUUCAAAUUUUGUUUCUUAAUGUUCAUUCUUUACUAAAGGAUAAUUAAGGAAUUAUGCAUUGUUCAGGGGAACGUCAGUGAGCUAUAUGGGUGCACUGUAUUUGCACACACCUUUGGAUAUAUUCUGAAUUGUAGGCUUAUUCACUUUUGCUUUUUUUUUUUUGUUGUCCAGGGCAAGAUUUCCUGUUCUUAAGACAUGGUUGUUUAUAUGUGAAGCGUCUCUUGUUAUUGCCUCAUUUUUGUUGCUUUUGUUAAUGACAAGAAUUGUCAAUACGAAAAUGUGUAUCUUUUAUGCAACAACUUAAUAAAAAGUUAAAAAAGUG